AUGCCCGCUGUCAGAGUGGCCUGUGAUGAGGUCAGCUUGAACACAGGCAUCAGUGCUUGCACAGCAGGUUCACAAUGGCAGCUGGCCGUGCAACUGCUGUCAGAAAUUCCGGCAUCCACGCUUUUGCCUGACCAAAUAAGCUUCAAUGCAGGCAUCAGUGCCUGUGGAAGAUGUGGAGAAUGGCUGACUGCCCUUCAUCUUCUGUCUGAAAUGCGGAUAUCUAGACUAACACCUGACGACUUCUCACUGAAUUCCUGUAUAACUGCCUGUGGGAACGGAGGGCAGUGGGAGAGAGCUGUGCAUCUGCUGGCGCAAAUGCCGAUCGCCAGCAUUGUACCCGACCAGAUCAGUUUUAGUGCCGGGAUCAGUGCGUGUGAGGCAGGAGGAGCCUGGGAGCUCUCGUUGUCUCUGUUGGCCGCCAUGGGGGACGCCAGAAGUUCACCCAACGAGUUCAGCUACAAUGCAGGCAUAAGCGCAUGUGGACGUGCUGCGCAGUGGCUGGCUGCAAUUCACCUAUUGCUGGAGAUGUCUACAGUCAGAGUGGUUCCCGACAGAAUCACUUGGAACGCCUGCAUCAGCGCAUCUGAGAAGGGUGGGGAGUGGGACAUGGCAGUCCAUUUGCUUUCUCAGCUGUGCAGUGGCCACCUUGCCGUCGAUGAGAUCAGCUUCAGUGCCGGCAUCAGCGCCACGGAAAAAUGCGGGCGGUGGCAAAGAGCUUUGGACUUGCUUUACCAGAUGCGGACAACGACACUCGUCCCACAGACUAUAAGUUGGAGCGCCAGUAUCAGUGCGUGUGAAAAAGCCGGGCGAUGGCAGAGAGCUCUGUUCCUGUUGGCAAUGAUGCCUGCAAUACGAGUGGUGUCAGACCAGUUCAGCUUUAAUGCAGCUGUCAGUGCAUGUGAGAAGCGUGCACAAUGGCAGAUGGCUUUACAUCUGUUAGCUGCCAUGAUUUCUACCACUGUAUCACCUAAUGUCAUUAGCUUCAACGCUGCACUCAGUGCAUGUGAGAAAGGUGGGCAGUGGGGGAUGGCUUUGCAUCUGCUCACUCACAUGCAUACUUUCGGUGUCCUACCAAGCGAGAUCAGCCUCAAUGCUUGUAUCAGUGCAUGUGGAGAGCAACGGCAAUGGCCGCUGGCACUGUACCUGUUGUCUGCUAUGCCUACAGCUGACCUUCUACCUGAUGAGAUCAGUUUCAAUGCUGGCCUGCGUGCUUGCGAGCGAAGUGGACAGUGGGCGCUUGCAUUGCAGCUGCUCACGAAGAUGCGUGCUGUUCGAGUCAUCCCUGACCAGAUUAGCCUCAGCACAAGUAUCAGCAGCUGUGAGACAGGUGGACGCUGGCUUUGGGCUUUGCAGCUGUUGUUUGGCAUGCCCUGUCGCCGGCUUGUGCCGGACGAGAUCAGUCGUACUGCUGGCAUCAGUGCCAGUGAGCAAGGUGGACAAUGGGCGAUGGCCCUGCAUCUUCUGUCGGAGUUUUUCCAGGGUAGGCUGGCGCCCGAUCAGAUCAGCAUGAAUGCAGGGAUAAGUGUGUGCGAAACAGUUGGCGAAUGGGAGCUGGCCCUGCACCUGCUGAACUUAAUGUCUGCUAGCAGACACACCAUUGACCAGUUUAGCUUCAACGCUGCCCUUGGUGCCUGCCGGAAAGGCGGACGGUGGCCGAUGGUCUUGCAGCUGCUUGGGAACAUGUUGCAAGCCAAAUGCAUGCCUGAUGUCAUCUCCUUCUACAGCGCAAUUGAGGCAUGCAGCGCACUGUCUCUGAGCCAUGCUCCAGAAUUCAUAUGCGAACUGAAUUCGGCCGCCAUGUCACAGAUUGAAUGGCACCUUUGCCGGUGCAAGCAGGUGGAGUACAGAAGCCUGAAAACAAGCAACUGA
Symbiodinium sp. CCMP2592 is the source of this 1869-nucleotide messenger RNA. The record is from the annotation of a GenBank genome assembly. NCBI's taxonomy places the organism in Eukaryota, Dinophyceae, Suessiales, Symbiodiniaceae.